This is a messenger RNA of Sander lucioperca (pikeperch), 1688 nucleotides long. RefSeq names its product ring finger protein 128a (gene rnf128a). The transcript has a single exon. Gene Ontology annotation, cellular component: nucleoplasm; cytoplasm. Bases 430 to 1518 code for a protein of 362 amino acids. NCBI's taxonomy places the organism in Eukaryota, Metazoa, Chordata, Actinopteri, Perciformes, Percidae. The record is from RefSeq and is a predicted model, not a curated record.
AUUAUGCAAGGGAAAGUUAGUGGCUUUUAGUAGUUUCACAAGACUGCUCUGUGUUAUUGACCAGGGAAUUAUCCUUAUCAUUUGCUUAUCGCGUCUUGCCUUCUCGCAUGCUGUUCUUUGGUUCUCGAAACGGCACAGGUCUGUGUGUUUUGUGUACUUCAACUUGUUGAAUACCAGCACCCUUCCCUCUGUGAGGAGUGCUCAGUGUUCAAGGUUCAGGAAGAUAACGAGAGGUGAGCGGCUGACGCAUAGCUCGUGUUGUGUUACCAAAGGCUCAUAUCAGAUUACGGUAGACAGCAGCUUGGGUGAAACCGUAGCUGUAUUCAGACCGCUGUUGCUCGAACAAACCAGGAACUGGGACUAACAAAGGAGUUUUAAAGAAGUAAAAUAAGCUAACAGUGGGCUUCCUGUUUUAAGAAGAGCGUUACCAUGGGUAAGAAGGCACAACACUGUCUGCUGCUUUUGCUGUGUUUGUCUGGACUUGUUCACUAUUCAGCAGCCUUUGUGUUUUGGACAGCCAUAAUGGAAAUAAGCUAUAUUAACAGCAACAAUACGCUUGAAGACAAAUACUGUGACUGUGGGGUGUAUGGUCGUAACUCUCCCGUGGAGGAAGUCUCCGGCAUUGUUACACUUCCCAAGGGAGACCCCAGAGGCUGUGGCUCAGACCCUGUCUACAACCGCAAUUUCAGCUCCCCGCCUUGGAUAGCCCUGAUAAAAAGGGGCAACUGCACUUUCAGUGAGAAGAUCAAUGCUGCCCACCGACUAGGAGCAACGGGUGUGGUGGUGUAUAAUGUGGAUGGCACUGGCAACAGCACCACUCACAUGACACACCCAGAUGCAGAUGAUGUUGUGGCUAUCAUGAUUGGCAACUCUCAGGGCAUGGAGAUUGCCAAGUUGGUGAGGAAUGGGACAGAGGUGCUGAUGCGUAUUGCUGUAGGCAGCCCCCAUGGACCCUGGUUGGACACAUACUGGCUUUACUUCCUGUCCAUCGCCUUCUUCAUUGUGACGGCAGCCUCCAUCGCCUACUUUGUGUUUAUCUCUGCCAAUCGUAUCUACAGUCUGAGUAUGCAUAGGCGCCAUGAGAAGAAGCUGAAAUCUGAGGCUAAGAAGGCGAUUGGGCGUCUGCAAGUACGGAAACUCAAGACAGGGGAUGAGGAAACUACGUCUGAGUCCCAUGUGUGUGCCGUGUGUAUUGAUUCCUACAAGGCAGGUGAAGUGGUGACAGUGCUGACAUGUGACCACAUCUUUCACAAAGCCUGCAUCGAGCCCUGGCUGCUGGAGAGGAGGACCUGCCCCAUGUGUAAGUGUGACAUCCUGAAGGCCCUCGGGGUUGAGGAGGAAACAAAAGAGAACCUUUCUGCUGAGUCCCCACCAGAUGUCACUGUGAUCACAGUGACAGGAGGAGAACCCAUGUACGAAGUCCCACUGACUGACCCAGCGAGCCCUCACCCAGAGAGACAGCAGCAUCUCUAUGACAACAGGGCCUUCCAGGGAGACUCAGAGGCUGGGAGAAGAUGAACAACAGCAACGGAAACAAAACAGCAGCAAACCAGGACACAGUCAAAUUCCCUGUUUGAAAUAGAUUCAAUAGAUGUAUCGUCACAUUUUUCUGGGAUACACUGAACCAGCACAAUGGAAUCAAACCUUAAUGUUCCAACAGGAGAAACGAUGUUCAUCCUGUAAUGCAG